Molecule: messenger RNA, 6029 nt
Organism: Chlamydomonas reinhardtii
Lineage: Eukaryota; Viridiplantae; Chlorophyta; Chlorophyceae; Chlamydomonadales; Chlamydomonadaceae
Exons: 36
Coding region: 235-4680 (1481 amino acids)
Cellular component (GO): plasma membrane
Molecular function (GO): calcium-activated cation channel activity
Source: RefSeq, a predicted model, not a curated record
GUUUGCUGUAAUCUUAUGCAGCAGCCUUUUGCUCUGCUUCACUGCUAGGAAUCAAGCUGCAGAUUUUCUGCGCAAGUGUUUUGGUUGUCAAUUCAAUCAAUCAAGAAGCUUGAUAAUUGCCAUAUCCAAAUGCUUUAUAUCAUGUUUUAGCUCAGAAGUUGCCCCCGUUCCGGGAGACAGUCUCUUUCCCUCGUCACCCAGCCUUGAGGGCCUUCUCCACAGUGGACAAGCAAGAUGGCGGCCGGAUCUGCUGCUGUGCUCACAAGUUUCAUUAUCAAUUUGUGUGUUAUGCUGGGGCUGUUCACGCUGUUCACAAUCGUUCGUGUGAGGCCAUGGGCGAAGCGCUUCUUUGCGCCAAGAAGAUAUGCAAGAGAUGUAGACUUGAAGCCAAAACGCAUGAGCAGCUUCUACCUGGGAUGGGUGAAGCCCAUCAUGUUGUAUAAGGAGGAGGACAUCAUUGACGAGGUGGGCCUGGACGCGGCCAUGUACCUGCGGGUCCUGUGGUUCGGCAUGGAGCUGUUUUUCAUGCUGACGCUCAUUUGCAUCCCGCUCGUCCUGCCCACCAACAUGACCAGCGGGGAGAUCGAGCGGCUGCUGGCACAGGCGGAGGAGGCUCAAUCGCUGGUUUUGAAUAAUUCGGUGGUUGUGCAGCCGCGCAAUACCAGCCUCCUCGGCGAUGACAACCACAACGACGUCCGCUUCAUGUACAUGUCCCAGGGCACGGUGGUCGCCAACAACAUGGCUCCUUGGAACACGAGCAUCACGUUCAACGCGACGAUGGUGGAAAACAACGUCACGUUUGUGCAGGACUUCUUUUCCAACUACAGCUGCAAGGACACAGCUGAGCCGUACCUAUCCUUUGCGGCGUACAACAUGACUUACGUACGCAUCAGCGGCACCAAACGCUACAACAACGACUCGCUAACAGUCCUGCUGAAGGACGCGAUCGUAUUUCUGGGCUGGCAAAACAUGAGCGUCAUUCCCGCCAGCCUGCAGGCCGUGAAUAACUCAGGCUUUGAUUACAUCAUCGUGUGGUCGCUGGAGGGCGAAACGGAGCAGACGCAGCUGACGGUCAACGGCAAGGAGUUCAAGUUUACAAAUUUUGACAAGUACUCGCUGUCAAACAUUCCAGCCGGCAGCGCCAAGAUGUGGGCGCACGUGGUAGCGCUGUGGCUUGUGACGCUGUUCACUAUGUGGCGCCUGAGAGAGUACAACUUACAGUCGGUGUAUCUGCGGCUGCUCUUCUUGGGUAACUCCAAGCGAGGAGGCCCCUCACACACCGUCCUGGUCACCGACGUACCCUUCGUGUCUGACGCGGUUGCGUGCGGCCUGCGCGCAGAGGAGUACCGUGAGAAGCACGGCCUGCCCGCGAGCGUGACCAGCCUGAAGAAGAGCAUGAGCAUCAAGAACCCCAUGUAUGAGGGUUACGAGUCGCUGGAGGGCGGCCCCGACGGCAGGACGGCGGUGGGCGUGCCCGUGUCCACCAGCGCGGGCGAGCCGCGCCUGCCCGGCACCAAGUCCGUCACCAUCGUGGAACCCGGCGGCAAGAACGGCGCCGGCGGCGCGGCACAGCAGCCUGCCAGCUCGCUACGGUCGUCGCAGGCGGCGUCGCUGAAGCAGUCGCAGGCGGGCGCGCUCAAGGUCCACACCACCAACGGCGGCGGCGCGUACGCGGCGGAGACGCCGCGCGCCAACGGCGGCGGCUCCACUGCCCAGUCCGGCGACAUGCGCGUGUCGGAGUUCGCCUCCGCCACCUACGAGGCCGAGUCAGCCGCCGGAGGGGACAAGCGCUCCGCCGCCGGCGACUCUGGCGUCGGCGGCAAGGAGGGCGGCGCCGUGGUGGCCAAGGGCAGUCUGCUGCACAAGGUCCAGGCCGUGGGCGUGCCCAUCGAGGAGUGCCUCAAGUACCGGCUGCACGACCCCGAGGUGGAGCCCCGGCACGCCGCCACCGGCGGCAGGCUGCUCAUGGCGCGCGUGGGCCGAACCACUGAGGAGCUCAGGCGCGACGUGCUGCGCGAGGACCCGGAGCCCACCUGGCUGCCUCCCGGCUACGGCGUGGACACGCGCGUGCUCAAGCCCGACCGCCGCUCGCUGAAGCGCUUCCGCUACGACGUCAAGACGCUGGGCAAGAAGCCCGGAGACAUGGUACUGUGGAUGCGGGACAAGGCCGCGCAGCUGCUGGGCGGCAAGAGCCACGAGGACAAGGAGAAGGAGAAGGCGGAGCUGGAUGCGGCGCGCAUGAAGCGCGAGGCCGAGGACAAGGACCACAUCGGCCCCCGCUUCCGCCCGCCCGUCAACGCCACAGCUAUGGACCCGAAGGAGCAGGCCAAGGCCAAGCUGCGGUCGGGCCUGACGCCGCAGCAGAUGGUGGCCCAGGAGUUCGCGCUGGUGUACCAGCCCUACAACAUCGCCGCCGUAAACAUGAUCCAGGACACCACUGGCCUGGAGCCGCUGGUGGCCGAGUACCUCAAGAUUGAGCAAUCCCUGGAGGACUACCUGGACAUGGCCAAGCUGCGCCUCAAGCUGCGCAAGGCGCUGCCCAUGAAGAUUGUGCGCAUCAGCCCCAAGCUGCAGGGUGACGCCUGGCCGGCCGUGCAGAGCGAAAUGAUCCGGAUCGUGAAGAGCCAGUACGAGUACAUGCGGGAGCAGGCGCACGCGCGCUCCAAGCAGGCACUGGAGCUCCACGACCGUGAAAUCAACCCCAAGGAGAAGGACGUGCUGCAGAAGCGAGCGGUCGCAUUGGGCGCUGAGGAGGCGAACCUGCCGAGGCAGGAGGCGGAGGCGCUGGCGGCAAUCCAGAAGAUCAUGCCCAAGAGAUGGAGCGCCAAGGUGGACGCGGUGACCUACUGGCUGGCCCGGCUCAAGUACCUGCGGGAGUGCAUCAAGAUCCAGCAGGCGGUCGCCAGCCGCAAGAUCGCGCCCUCCGCCUUCGUCACCUUCAACACGCGCAUGGCCCAGGGCGUGGCCUCCAACUCGCUGCACGCGCACGACGAGACCAGCUGGCGCAUCAUGCCGGCGCCCGCGCCCAUCGAGGUGGUGUGGGGCAACCUGAUGAUGACGCACCCCGUGCGCACCGGCCGCCUGUGGCUGAUCUGGGUGGCGUUCUGGGCCAUGACGCUGUUCUUCAUGAUUCCCGUCACGCUCAUCCAGGCGCUGAUUGAGGUGCCCAAGCUGGCGUCCAUCCCGGUGCUCGGUGACAUCGUGACGGCGCCGGUGGUGAAGCAGCUGCUGGAGGCGAUCAUCCCGGGCCUGGUUCUGAAGAUCUUCCUGGCUGUGGUGCCCAUCAUCCUGAAGAUCAUGGCCAUCCAGUCCGGCCUUACCAGUAUGUCGGAGGUGGACUUCUCCGUGGUGGCGCGAUACCACCUGUUCCAGGUGGUGGUGGUGUUCUUUGGGUCCAUCAUCGCCGGCUCUUUCUUCAACCAGAUCACGCAGUGGGUCAAGGACCCUGCCUCCGUCAUUUCCGUGCUGGGCAAGUCCAUUCCCAUGACCGCCACAUUCUUCAUCACCUACCUCUUCGUGAACGGCCUGGCGGUGCGCUCCAUCCAGUUUGUACGCCUGUCCGACUUCGUGGUCUUCUGGAUCCUGUCCAAGUUCGCGGGCUCGCCGCGCGCGCGCGAGCGCAUGUGGAUGAACCAAGUCCAGUUCUACGGCAAGACCGUGCCGGACCACACCAUCGCAAUGCUCCUGGGCCUGGUCUUCUGCUGCAUGAACCCCAUCGUGUGCCCGGCGGCCCUGGCGUACUUCCUGGUGGCGUGCGUGGGAGAGCGCUACAACGUCAUCUACGUGUACAGGCCACAGUACGAGAGCGCUGGGCGGCUGUGGAAGACGGUCUACAACCAGAUCAUGGUUGCAAUCUACAUCAUGCUGCUCGCCAUGUUUGGCCUGCUGGCCAUCAAGAAGUUCGCGGCCACAUUCCUGCUGGUGCCGCUCAUCAUCGGCGUACUGCUGUCGCACCUCUCCACGCUCACGCUCUACAGCCGCCCCUGGACCGUCACGGCGCUGCACGACGCUGCGGAGAUGGACAUGCUGGAGGCGGACCAGCGCCGUGAGCACCUGCUGGCCAUGGCGCGAGACGAGCGCAAGAAGGCUAAGCUGGAGCAGAAGCAGCGCUACGAGACCGCCUGCAUCGCGGCGGAGAAGGAAGACAAGCCCGCCCCGCCAGCGUCCGACUUCUUCACGGAGAUCAAGCCGGGCAAGGCCGAGCGGCUGCUGUAUGAGACGCUCGAGGGCGAAGGCUUUUCGCUCAACAGCGCAGAGAAGAAGGAGAUCGCCGACAUGUACCGCAACCCCGGCUUCACGAUGCACCUGGAGCACCUGGAGGAGGUGGAGAAGCUGGCGCGGGUGGUGCAGAGCCUGCUGCCCUCGCUCAACCAGUUCGUGUCCGAGUACAAGAACUACCGCCGCACCGUCAAGGCCCACAAGAUCAAGGGCGACACCGCGACCGGCGCCGAAGUGCCGCACAUGCCCGAGGACCUUACGAUCUUCGACAACGACCCGCGCCUGGUGAGCCUGGACCAGGAGAUGGCGGAUCGGCCCGACGACGCCGCCUCGCUGUCGGCGGCGGAGGCCAGCGACGACGACGAGGAGCGGCUGGGCCGUGACGUGGAGGCGGCGCUGGGCAUGGAGCUGCAGGAGACCAAGAGCGCGGCCGCCAGCUCCAAGGGCUUCAAGCAGGUCUGAGGUGUCCAUGUGGUGGUGGAGGGCGGAUGGGAGGAGGUGGGGCUAGGGGAGGAGCGGCGGGAAGAGGAGGCGUGGGUGGUUGCGUGGGUAGCCGUCCAUGCAAGACGGGAAUUCGUAAGGUGUCGUUUGGUGGAUUUGCAAAUGUGGAGGAGGCGAGCACAGAGAGCGUGGGGCUGCUCCUGGUCUUUGGUUACGUGCGGUGAGGGCAAAUGCGGUGAGGGCAAAUGCCAAUGCGGUGGCUCGGCACCGUAUCAUACGGAGUUGGGCAAUGAAGCUGUGGGCGUGUGGGGUUGCGCCCGAGUUGUGUGGAGUUGCGCCCGGGUGCGGAUGCGUGCGCGUACAGAUGGGGCGCGCUGUGUUUCAUUGCAGUAACGUGAGUCUUUGUCUGUGUAACUUGACUGGUGAUGGGUGAUGGACUGAUGGGUUGCAAGGUUGCAUCCAAGCGGCUAGCAAGGUCGGAUGUCCAAUAACGCAUGUUGCCCUCCUUCAAGUUGUUGCUAUUUGGUCGUGUCAUUGACAAGGCUAUACGUGGUCACAAAAAUAUACCUCGAUGUGUAUGGGAUCUGGUAACGUCAGGCUACCCUGUCCCAAGCGUAGAACGUCCGUGCGGGGGCUGGCUUACCACACUUCCUAAUGCAUGCAUGGCGUCGGUUUUCGGCGGUGAUGGGGAAUCUGCUGUGCGUCUGAGCCUCGUGCGCAGGCUAGUCACCGCUUGCAUGGAGUAAAGCUGUUCACUGUAGCAUGCUUGCAUUAGCGUUUGUGAAUCAAGUUAAUGCAUGCAGCGUUGCAUUUAGGCGACUUUCGUGCGCGGCAGACAUCGCGACUCGUGAGCUUUCUGGGAGGUGCAGCUGUGGCACAAGUGGCACGCAGGGUAGCACGUGCGCUGAGCCCAAGUCCCUGGACUGUCCAGCACGGCCUCGUAUCAAGGUCUCUGGCGUGCAAGGUGAUGUACCGUAAUAAUAGAGACCAGGAGAAGGUGGAAAGGCCGUGGUGUCCGCAAUAAUAUUAAUACUGUAAUAUGAAGUACGUGACCAUCAGUGGGCGGGCGUCAAAUGGCCGGCCGCGUAGUAGUGGCGGUGCGUGGCAACGGUAGCGGUUGGGGCGGUUCUGGUUCGGGGGACAGCAGGACAGGACAAGACAGGACUUUGGGCGGCGCGGGUUCAGUUUGCAGGGUUUGAGUGGGGCUGGGCAUUUUGGCAGGUGCCGGGUUCAGAGUCAGGUCAAGCCCGGCCCGCAGGCUUUUGGGGCGAUUACAGGGGCACAGGGGCAGCCAGGCCAGGGCAGGGUGUCAGGGCACAGGGUACGGGAUGCUGUCACGACUGGGCAUGACGAACUAUUCCUUGCAUUGU